Messenger RNA from Penicillium malachiteum, 513 nucleotides. RefSeq lists its product as uncharacterized. Lineage: Eukaryota; Fungi; Ascomycota; Eurotiomycetes; Eurotiales; Aspergillaceae. The coding region runs from base 1 to 513 and encodes 170 amino acids. The record is from RefSeq and is a predicted model, not a curated record. The transcript has a single exon.
AUGGGCUGGUUCGACGGACCCUCAUCUCGAUCCUCAACCUCGAACGGCUAUGUACGUCGCCGUACAAGCUCCCGCGCAAGUUCUCCCCGCAAAUCGAGUUUAUACUCAACCUACCACCGUGGGCACUCGGCCCCAUCGAUCUUUAGUCUAGGUCGUGGAAGUGGAGGACGGUCCAGUCCCUCUGUCUUUUCAUCCUUUUCAUCCUCGUCACGGGCUCGACCUCGUGAGGGAUUUGUUCAGCGAUUGAUUCGCUCGAUUAAGAAACUGUUUCGGGAUAUCUAUCGCUAUGCUCGUGAGCACCCGCUUAAGGUCUUCAUGCUUGUUAUCCUGCCUCUUCUUACCAGUGGUAUCUUGCCUAAGUUGCUGGCUAUGAUUGGUAUUCGACUUCCUCAUGGAGUUAUGGGUGCGCUUGGUGGGGCUCCUGCUGGUGCACGGGGUCUUGAAAUGGGGAGCAGUAGUGGAUUGAGCGACAGUGUCAAGUCCUUGGUGAGCUUGGCUAAGAUGUUCGCUUAA